AUGCACCAGCCUUCCCGCCCCAUCUCCCCUACUCUGCCUGUCGAAAAUGGGCCUGCUCAUGCGCCCGACGAUAACAAAGCCCUACCUGAUCCCUACAUCGAACGUCUGCGCGCCGCCUCCCUUGUCAAAUCCCCCAACAAGCGAGUCAAUGCCGAGCCCCUCUCCUCAGGCGUCCCCAACCCCUGGGACUCCCCCAGAGUCGCCUCGCCACCGAGCUACACGGGCAUCUCUUACGCGGGUAUGGCGUCCCGCCCUGCGACGCCUCCGGCGCUCCUCGCAAUGAAGAAAGCGAACGGGAAGGCCGUCACGCCGACGGAGCACAGUGAGACGGCCGGAAAAGAGGGCCCGGUUGCCGCGGAGCCGGUCCAGACGAAGUCGGAGAUCAUCGACGUCGACGCAGCGACCCCUGAGAUGGUUAUAAAAGAGGAGGAAGAUCUUGAACUCAACGCGUUGGCCCUGCGACGCACCCGUUCGGAGAAACAGCAGAUAGUAGCCAAAGUGAAAAACAAGAAGCAACGAUCGAAGAAAAGUGCGAAGGCUGCGGGCAAAGCGCCAGCGAGCGUAGGGAAGGGUCUGCCGAGCUUGGUAACCUCGCCCGCGGCGGUCGUCCAGCCGCCUGACCUCCCUCAGGCCCAGCGUUCGACCAGCGACAUGCGCAAGCGGCGCCGAGUGUCCACAGACGUCGACGGCGACAAUACGACGGCCGGAGCAACAACUCGCGCCCAGGAAGCCCCGGCAACGACAGGCCAACCGAAGCAGUCCCGGUACGUGGUUGACAUCGGGGAGAUGAUGGGCUUCCCGCGUUACGAACCGUCUCCGGGCCCUGACGACAACCGCGACGACCCGCCGGCGACCACCACGUCCGACAUCGACCUUGAAAUGCGAGACACUGAUCCGUACGGAGAGCCCAGCAAACCAAGCCAUGAGCCAGACUUUGCGAUGAGGAGCGCCAUGAACACGCCGAGUUUCACCUACGCUAGGCGAGCGUCGGACGGCUCUUACUCGAUGCGCAGAAUCUACGCAGGCUUAUCCGAACCCGAGUACCCGUACCUAGCCCGCACCACGGCCCUGCAUGAAGGCGAUAUAGAAGACAUGUACGAGGGCGCGAGUACCUCUGCACACCUGCCGAUCUUCGGACAGGCAGGCCCGUCGAAGACCGGAGGAUCCAGCGAGCCCCCCCGACGCCAGGAACGUCCGCGGAGCGCAACUCCUAACGACGACCUGAGCCGACAAAUGCGGGAGAUUGAGACGGCCAGCCGGGCGCCGCGCCCUGUGUCCCGACAGCCCACCCAUCUCUCACCGGCACCGGCGCCGCCCGCUCCUACACACGAUGACAACGACGCGCUUUUCGGGCCCCGCAGGUCGCGCUCGCCAUCGAUACUCCACCCUCACCCAGUCCACUACGCCCCGGGCCCUUUCCCUAAUUUCCCGGCCCCGGCGGGGCCCAUCCAGCCUCUCGCGCCCGCUCAAGGCAUGCCGCAGCCGGUCACGAGGACACGCCCGCCCCCAGGCGGCUGGCCACGCAUCCAAGGAGCGGAUUUCGACUUGGCGUACAGGAAUGUGGCGCCUUCACAGGCAGAAGAAUGGCGGAAGGCGACGGACUACCACGUUUUCAUUCAUUUCCCGGGGCGCGGAGCGCACGACAAAGGAAACUUUAGUCGACUCUGUGCUGCGGAUAACAUCCUACGCGUAUCCCUGAACAUACCCACCGCCUCCAUCACCCAGCCCAUCGCCGCCGUGGCCCCCACGAAGCCGAACUCCAGCCCAACGUACUACCGCGUCGGCAACCUGACUCAGGAACAACGCGACCGCCUUUUGCGUGAGGGCUGGGCCUCCACCGCUGAAGGUACCUUUGGCGUAGUGUCGUCGGACUCCGUGCCACCGACUUUCCUGGCCUCCUUCCGGCACCCCGAGAGGUUGUGCGUACCGCCGACGGAGGAGGGACUAACGGAAGGCUUCAAGAAGGGCAUGAUGAGCCCAGAGAUGUACCAGUACGUUCGUACGAUACUUACGAUUGACAUCCGCACCGGCGGUAGAUGGCGCCACCUCACGGUGGGCGAGGCGCACCGCUGCGUCAUCGACUCGAUCAAGGUCAAACUGAUCUCCAUCCGGGACUCACGCGACGACGAGGAAGAACCAAUCGCUUUCCUCUAUAUGGAGUCGCCGACCGCAGAUGCAACUGAAUGGAUCUGCUUCCGCGAGCGCGUACGCAGUUUCACCUUCGGCAGCCCGUAUGCUGGUCCCCCCGAGCUCGUCACACGCGUGUUCUAUUGCCUCUUCUGUCACUCCAUAGACCACCCGACCCACGCGUGCACGCCGAUCGACGAGCGCAACACCCAGACCAGCGCGGUCGCGGAGGAAGAGGCGGACGCGGUGGCAGAGGCGGACGAGGGCGUGGAAACAGUCACGGCCGUCGCGGCGGUAGUGUCAACGAGUAGCAGUGUACGGGAUAUGCUUGAGGCCCUAUGUUUCUUGGAACCUACGCACCCACCAUGA
Fomitopsis serialis is the source of this 2496-nucleotide messenger RNA. RefSeq lists its product as uncharacterized. Lineage: Eukaryota; Fungi; Basidiomycota; Agaricomycetes; Polyporales; Fomitopsidaceae. The coding region runs from base 1 to 2496 and encodes 831 amino acids. The transcript is spliced from 5 exons. The record is from RefSeq and is a predicted model, not a curated record.